GGUGGAAUGGUGUGAUGUCAUCAGUGCCUUCAGAAUGUUGGCGUUCACUUAGCUACCGCCAGUGCUCUCCUCAGAGCUGUGAGGCUGAGUCCUGGGUAAGCUCGGAGAAAGCCUUGAGGGCCUAGAUCUUGGAAGAGUGGAGCAGCUGCUCACACGGGAAAAGAAGGUUACAGGGCAACAGCCUGGGACUGGAAUCAGUCUGAGUCCUUCCUUGGUUUGCAAACCAAGAAGACGACAGGAUUCCUUAAUGUCUGCACCGGUUCCCUCAGACACAAGACCAAGGCUUCAGAACCCAACGAAAGGUCAAAAGAAAAAAGUACUGGUGACAGCCAAGGCAGAAAGAAGACCAGAGAUGUCAACUGUCUCCCCAAAGGUGCUCUGCAAGCAGAAUGAUUCAGGGAACAAAGUGCCAGAUGAUAGUGUUUGCUUGGCAAAAAAAGGCCAGCAGUGUUUGGGCUCCAGUGAUGCUUCUGCAGGGGAUGUCCCUGAGCAGAGAUCCAAGAGGAAGAGGCCACUGAGAAAAAGGAAACCGGAGAAUGUCAUCACUGAUCCAGGGGCCUGCACCAUUCUUGCCUCCAGCAAUGCCUCUGCUGGGGAUGUCCCCGAGCAGCCAGCCAAAAGGAAGAGAGGCCAGAAGACAAAGACACUGGCAGAUGUCAAAGCAGCUACCCAGGAGAGCAGCCUGCGGGCCUCAGGCCCAGCCACCUCUGAAGCUACCCCUGAAGCUGCCCCAGAGCUGAAGAUCUCCAGGAGGAGGACGAAGAGGAGCAUAUGGACUGUGGACCGGAUCGAGGGGACAAAACUCAUAAUAAACAAGAAGAGAAGACUCAGUUACCGAACCGAGGACCUUGAAGCCUUCUACCGACUUCUGGAGGAUCCUGUGAUCCAGAACUUCUUGGCAGCUGACAUUUUCUUCAGGGUGACCGACAAGUACCUGCUGUCCAUGGUGGUGGAGUACUUUGGCCGACUUGGGCUGCCUGGACAUCUCUACAACAGGAUCCACUUCUUCCUGGCCCUGUACAUUGCCUGUGACAUGGAAGAGGAUGACCCCAUAUCCAAGAGGAGCAUCUUUCAAUUCUUGCUGGGCAGAGACACAUGGCAAGACUUGUACAAGGACUUCCAAAGGCUACAGAAGGAGUUCCUCCAAGUCAUAGAUUAUCAUGCCUGGGUCACACGACAGGAGUGUGAAGAGAUCCAGAACCAGAACCCACACCACUGGGUCUGGAGCCGGGUGCGCCACAGCGCCCCUUAGCUCCCCAGGCCAUGGAGCAUGGGGCUGGCUGCACAUGAGCCAGCUCCUGCCCACCCCUGCCGUCUCCUCGCCUCACCCAGAGACCAGAGCUUUUCCCCAUUAUACCAGCACCCGCAGAAUCCAACAUCCAGUCCUGGCCUCUCCAUAUAGAUUCAGGAUGAAGGAUCCAGGUUGAGCAAGUGCCUCAGCAAUGUGAACCCAGAAGCCACUGUAGCCAGUGAACCUCGGGCUUCAGGGAUGGCAGCCUCCAAAGGUCGACAAACCUUCAUUGGAUCCCGCAGCAGCUUGGAGGGGUCCAAGCAAACCAUCAUCUCCAGCAACUGAGGGCAGAUAGCUGCAAUGUCACACAAAGUUCAGGAGUCCUGGACCAGAGGAGGAAGAAGAAGCCAGUGCAGACUCUGGAGUGUAGCAGCAGAGAGGAAGAGUAACUCGAGUCAGAGGAUGAGGUCAGCCCUGCCUACUGGGCAACCAAUGUCUUCGGACUCUGUUGUCAGAGACACUCUCAAAUAGUCUACUGGCUUCUCCAGCGAUGUCUCAUUCCAGAUGAUGGAGAAAUCUCCCCAGGGGCUGAUGGGAAGCUCUGAGACACUGAGUAUAAUAGUGUGGACACCUGAGGCCAUUAUCAAAGUUGGAUAGGAGAAAAUGGGUCCCAUGAAAUGCAGGCUGUUACCACAGGGAAACAACCCAGCUUGCAAAGGAGAGAGCCAAGGAGCAGAAAUGGGUGGGGAAGAGGAGGUGAGGGGAUGACGGUCUAUGGGUAACCCCAACACUGGGAACAACAUGGUGAAAGCUGAGGACCAGGAAAGAUGGACGCACAGAGGACAAAUAGGGCAGGUCCCAGGGGUCACAGUGAUGCUUACAGACUUGACAACUGCAAGGCAGACAGGAUUUAAACCAAGAGAGAGGAAGAGCAUAUAAAUUCAGCACACAGCUGACAAUAUUCA
This is a messenger RNA of Peromyscus leucopus (white-footed mouse), 2196 nucleotides long. Its product is annotated as speedy protein E4-like. Lineage: Eukaryota; Metazoa; Chordata; Mammalia; Rodentia; Cricetidae. Bases 248 to 1252 code for a protein of 334 amino acids. Gene Ontology annotation, molecular function: protein kinase binding. Gene Ontology annotation, biological process: positive regulation of cyclin-dependent protein serine/threonine kinase activity. The record is from RefSeq and is a predicted model, not a curated record. The transcript is spliced from 11 exons.